Messenger RNA from Anopheles arabiensis, 1682 nucleotides. RefSeq names its product glutathione S-transferase 1-like. Bases 202 to 1227 code for a protein of 341 amino acids. The transcript is spliced from 2 exons. Lineage: Eukaryota; Metazoa; Arthropoda; Insecta; Diptera; Culicidae. Gene Ontology annotation, molecular function: glutathione transferase activity. Gene Ontology annotation, biological process: glutathione metabolic process. The record is from RefSeq and is a predicted model, not a curated record.
UGGCAAGAUCCGAAACCUAACAAGCGUGUCUGGUGCGCCUGGAUAUGAUUGAGCUGAAUGCAAUGCAGACACGCACCAGCGACAAAGAGGGGAAAUCACACACACACACGCGCACACUGGCAGACCCUAGAGUAUGUCGGUUGAUAAACGGAACCCAUACCCGAUUACGUACCCGAUUAGAUAAGAUGACCGAAAGAAAAGAUGACAAACAAACAGGGCGACAACGACGACGACGGGAUCCACCCAGUGGUAGCGCGCCUUGCACGGAUCCCCGCCGGUGGGAACUUUAUCAGUUGUUGCCACAUCGUACCUGAAAGCGAAAGCAAAUCCUCUACCGCCAUGCCUCGACUCGAUCUGUACUAUAACAUCAUAUCGCCCCCGUGCCGGGUGGUGCUGCUGUUUGCGAAAUGGUUGAAGCUGGAGCUGAACCUCAUCGAGCUGGAUGUGUUGAAGCGCGACCACUACAAGCCAGAAUUUCUCAAGCUCAAUCCCCAGCACUACAUUCCCACGCUGGUCGACGCCGAUGGUGACGUGGUGGUGUGGGAAUCGAGCGCCAUCCUGAUCUAUCUGGCCGAACGGUACGGUGCAGCAGACGACGAUACGCUCUACCCGAAGGAUAUUGCACUGCGCGCGAAAGUCAACCAGCGGCUGUUUUACGACAUCGGUACGCUGAUGCGCAGCGUGACCACCUACUACCACCCCAUCCUGAUGGGGGGCGAGGGCAAGCUGGAAGACUUUAAGAAGGUGCAGGAUGCGGUCGGCGUGCUGGACAGCUUUCUGAGCGCGAGCCGUUGGACGGCGGGCGAUCACAUAACGGUGGCGGAUUUCGCGAUCGCUGUGACGGUGGCCGCCCUGGACGGAUUGCUCAACUUUGACUUUAGCGUGUAUCCCAAUGUGCACCGGUGGUACGAGCAGUGCAAGCGCGAGCUCGUCGGCUACACAGACAUUACGAAGGAGGCGGCCCAACGGACGCAAGCCUUCCUGGAGCGAUUUCGCGCUAUGCGGGCCGCCGACCAGCAGCAACUGUGCGAACAGCAACGAACUGUGCGGCAAAGGCAAAAGGAGGACGGGACUGAUGAUCAACAGCAGCAGCAGCAUCAGCAGCAGCAGCAGCAGCAACAGUACAUCGAAUUGCAGACGCAGCCACGAUCGGGACGGACACGCGACACCGCACCGGACUACGCAAGAAAGCCGGAUGAGUCGACAAAAAUGGCCACGGAAGAUUAGGAUUAGCAUCUCGGUGGCGCAAACGGUCACCAAACGAAGUAACGUGACAAACGCUUCUGUGCAGUGUGCGCGGCGAGUCAAUAAAUGGACCCGAAACGUGCCACGCUUAUCGCUUGCCAACGGGCGACCGAGCGAUGCACAGGUUUUGAGGAGUAAUGUGGCGUGUUUUUUGUUGUUUACUGCUCGUUGCUGUUGUAUCCGAGACCAUCGUAUCUUAUCAACGCAUGAUGCGCGCGUUAGCCAUGUGCAAGUCACCGUUUUGUUGAACUUAGCGCAACAGCAGCACACCUGCAUGCGGCUAUUUAUGAACCGGGGAGGGGAGAUAUUACCACAGAUAGGAGAAAAGGGAAAGACACACACACACACAUGAGCACAUCUGGUCUGGUUUCUAAUGACCCGCAGUCAUUUGGCCGAGUCCUCGCCUAGCACUUUAUUGUAAAAGCACACUUCAUAAA